AUGGAUGAGGUUAGACAUGGAGGUAGUAGUAGUUGUAGUAGUGAAGCGGAGCAGACUCAGUCCAGAGCUACGUUUGUUGAAACGGCGUCGUCUUCCUCUUCAUCAGGAUGGUGUCCCAGGGAGCUUGCUUUUGCUCCUUUUGUGCCGCAGCAACAAAAAGAAGAUAAACGAGUUAAUGCUGCUGGGAAAUCCUCAAAGUAUCGUGCACUUGUUAGGAAGCCUUUGGUGGCAAGAUUGACCAAGGAAAUAGUUGAAACAUAUCAAAUAUGCAAUCCACAGUUUAAAUAUUCCGAAGAUCUAAAUCCAAAGAGAUUUUUGACCAGUCCAUCUACUGGAGUGCUUAAUGAUGGCUAUGAUAAUCUAAACUCAGAUCUUAUUCUGACAGUGAAUUUGGUCUUGAUCCAUGUAGAGAAAAGUAGAAGAUAUACUGUCAAAGAUCUCCUUGGCCACGGGACAUUUGGACAAGUGGCCAAAUGCUGGGAUUCCGAUACCAACAGUUUUGUUGCUGUGAAGAUCAUUAAAAAUCAACCUGCGUAUUAUCAACAGGCGCUGGUUGAAGUAACUAUUUUAACAACGUUAAAUAAGAAGUACGAUCCUGAGGAUAAGCAUCACAUUGUUCGUAUAUUUGAUUAUUUUGUAUAUCAACGGCAUUUGUGCAUAUGCUUUGAAUUGCUGGACACAAACCUGUAUGAGCUUAUCAAAAUGAAUCAUUUUAGGGGAUUGUCACUUGGUAUUGUUCAGCUGUUCUCUAAGCAGAUUUUAUGUGGACUGGCUCUAUUAAAAGAUGUUGGCAUUAUUCAUUGUGAUCUGAAGCCAGAAAACAUCCUUUUAUGUGCGAGCAGUGCGAAUCAAACAUAA
This is a messenger RNA of Vicia faba (fava bean), 858 nucleotides long. NCBI's taxonomy places the organism in Eukaryota, Viridiplantae, Streptophyta, Magnoliopsida, Fabales, Fabaceae. The record is from the annotation of a GenBank genome assembly.